This is a messenger RNA of Pelobates cultripes (western spadefoot toad), 2800 nucleotides long. NCBI's taxonomy places the organism in Eukaryota, Metazoa, Chordata, Amphibia, Anura, Pelobatidae. The record is from the annotation of a GenBank genome assembly.
CCGCUCACCGCCAUCCGAGCCGCCCUGCCCUCAGUAAAGAUGGCGGCGGGGAGACCCGACCGGAAGUUACGUAGGAGGAGGAUGAGUUCCGCUGCGCAGAGCUGGUGCGCGGUGCGACGACAGCGUGAUGGCUUCAGCAGCGGCGAAACAGAUUGCCGCCGAGCAGGUAAACCGGUGUUCUAUCAGAAAGACAUACCUCGUAAAAAAGACAUACGAGUACUUAGUCAUUAUAUAGCGAUAUACCCGCCCGACCCGGCCCCCCACAACCUGUCCGACCCGGCCCGCCACCGCCUGACACAACCUGUCCGACCCGGCCCCCCACCGCCCGAUACAACCUGUCCGACCCGGCCCCCCACCGCCCGACACAACCUGUCCGACCCGGCCACCUCACCGCCCGACACAACCUGUCCGACCCGGCCCCUCACCGCCCGACACAACCUGUCCGACCCGGCCCCUCACCGCCCGACACAACCUGUCCGACCCGGCCCCCCACCGCCUGACACAACCUGUCCGUCCCGGCCCCUCACCGCCCGACACAACCUGUCCGACCCGGGCCCCCACCGCCCGACACAACCUGUCCGACCCGGCCCGCCACCGCCCGACACAACCUGUCCGACCCGGCCCGCCACCGCCCGACACAACCUGUCCGACCCGGCCCGGAGCAACCUGUUCAGCCCGGCCCCGCGCAACCUGUCCGACACGGGACGGCCCCUCAUCCUGAAACAACAUGGGACCUCACAGUCAGGGAUAGCAAGCCCGUCCAGAGACAACAUACAUUAUAUGUUCAGUCAGCCAGGGAUUAACAUUUUGUCUUGACACUAAAUUGCUCCAUGCAGGUUCAUUCAUCCAUGGAUAGCAUGCCUGCUCCGACACUAAAUGGUUUCAGGUUCAUUCAGCCAGGGCUAUGGACACUACAUGACUCCACACAGGCAUAGUGAGGUUGCCUCAACACUAAAUGGCACUGCAAUGGUACAGUCAGUCAAGGACAGAUUACCCACUGAUUGCAAAAUUAUUUAUUUUUAAUUUGCAGGUGGUGGCCGGAUUUAACAGACUAAGGCAAGAACAGAGAGGCUUGGCAUCCAAGGCAGCAGAGCUAGAAAUGGAACUGAAUGAGCAUACGUGAGUGAACUCUUCCAGUAUACUGUGUGGUUAAACAAUGUACGGUGGGAAAAUUCACUCAAUGACCCCUUUCUAAUUAUGCUAUACAGUAGAAUUGAAGUACUGAUGUGCCCUUUCCAGUAACCCUUACCUCUCUCCAAAGGUUAAAAUACUAGAUUAUCUAUCUAAAACAAAGUGUUGAUGUUUGUAUUCUUCAUGUAGAUUGGUUAUUGAUACCCUGAAAGACGUGGAUCAGAGCAGGAAGUGCUAUCGAUUGGUUGGGGGUGUUUUGGUGGAGCGCACAGUGAAAGAAGUCUUGCCAGCCUUGCAAAACAACAAAGAGCAGGUAAUCCAUUUUGAUUUCUUACCAAAUGGAAAAGUGCAUGCUACACUAGUCAUGUUAAUUAGCAUUUUAUUAAACAAAAACUUAUUGUGGUCAUACAAGAGGAAGCGGAUUGCAAUAGUGUGUUAGGUACAUCACUCAAUGAAACAUAAGUUGCUACAGAUUGAUUUGAUGGUCUCUGCUUGUUUGGACAUUACAAUCUAGGUGUGGACAUGAAGAGCGUGCAGGACAGGAUGAUUGAAAAACAAGCAAUAUGAAACCAUGGUUAUGUGUGUGCAACUGAAUAGACUAGGAGAGAUUGAAACUAGAAGUUAGGAUGAGAUUGAUAAAGUCAGAUAUGGAAUGAUACUUCCUGGUGUUUUACAUUAAAAUCAGUUUGAUUUUGGCUUGUAGGACCUUGUGUGAUCCUUUAUUUUUUUUUUAUAUAUAAUUUUUUUUUAUCAGAUUUUGUUUUACCUGUCUCAGUUGCCUUUUGUUUUCUGUGUUUAUGUACAAUGAAUGAUACUAUGAGGCCAUAUAAGAGAUGAGCUCUGUCAUUAAUCCAAGUCCUGUGUAUAAUUGUAUGGUUAUUCCUGCCACGUUGCUAGUUUUGAAAGGUACAGAGCAAGAUAUCUUCUUGUCUGCUUUUGCAUCCAUUGAAGAGCUAAUGUGUCAAUUUUUAACAAUGUUGCAGAUUAACAAAAUCAUUGAGACACUAAGUGCACAGCUGCAGGCAAAGGGGAGAGAGCUGAACGAAUUCCGAGAGAAGCACAACAUACGCAUCAUGGGGGAAGACGAGGCCAAGCAGCCCCCCAAGGAUAACGGGGAUGGCUCUGGGGCCAAACAAAGUUCUGCGGGUGUCUUGGUAUCUUAAAGGGCCAAGAACCCACACAACCUUGCACUGAUACAUGUCCUCAAAGCCGGAGCAGAUCUUUUUUCUUUGGUUUGUUUAUGAACGUUGAACUUGCCAUUUGAGUUUGGUUACUGUGUCACAGCAUGUUCUCCCAACUAGUUUCAUCAGUGGCUUGUCUGUACCAUAGCAAUAGCCAAUACUUCACACCGAUACGCUGUAAUAUUCCAGUCCGUAGUGACUGCAAGCUGGACAGUUUUUUUUUUAAGGCUAUCGCAGACAUAAAGUGCAUGUGACGUAACCUUCCCUUAGUUCACAGUCAUUGUCUCACUUGAGAUUGUCUUGCAUACUGUUUUUUUUUAUAUCUCCCAGAUUUCAAGAAUUUGAAUUUAGAACCAUCUUCACAUACAUCCAUCACCUGUCCCAUAACAUUUUGAGCUUCUCCCCCCAUUUAAUAUUUUUGAUCUUGUUAAAUAAACUUAUUGUUUUCUCUCCCAUAUUUGGAGGUCUUAAUCCAGAUAGAGAGCAAA